AUGAAGAGCUUCACUGCUGUCCUCGUCGCCGGCUUCGCCGCCCUCGCUCAAGCUGUUAAGCUUACCAACAGCGACUUCAGCGUUACUGCUGGCGAGCCCUUCACCAUCACCUGGUCCGACGCCCAGGGCCCCGUCACUCUCACCCUGAAGAACGGCCCUAGCAACAACCUCAAGACCGUUACGGCCAUCACCUCUGGUGCCUCUGGUUCUUCCUUCACCUGGACUCCCUCUGCCAGCCUGCCCGCCGACACAUACGCCAUUGAGAUCACCGACGGCACCGAUACCAACUACUCUAACCAGUUCCCUAUUGUCGGUGCCUCUGGCACUGCUGUUGCCUCCGCCUCCGCCUCCGCCUCCGCCAGCGCUUCCGUCUCCGCUGCCGCCUCCUCUGCUUCCUCUGCUUCCAUCACUUCCGCUGCCACCACCAGCGCUGCCUCUGAGACUGCCUCUGUCACCGCCGCUGCCAACUCCACUACCGUCGAAUCUACCGUUACCACCAGCACCCGCGCCAGCACCCGCGUCUCCUCCACCACCAGUGGCUCCACCACUGCCCCCACCACUGUCCCUGGUGGUGACGCUGGCCGCAUUGGCUCCCCCAUUGCUCUCAUCGGCCUCACCAUCGCUGCCAUGCUCUACUUCCAGUAA
Colletotrichum truncatum is the source of this 645-nucleotide messenger RNA. RefSeq lists its product as uncharacterized. The record is from RefSeq and is a predicted model, not a curated record. NCBI's taxonomy places the organism in Eukaryota, Fungi, Ascomycota, Sordariomycetes, Glomerellales, Glomerellaceae.